Molecule: messenger RNA, 901 nt
Organism: Glycine soja
Lineage: Eukaryota; Viridiplantae; Streptophyta; Magnoliopsida; Fabales; Fabaceae
Product: CLAVATA3/ESR (CLE)-related protein 13-like
Exons: 1
Coding region: 394-738 (114 amino acids)
Source: RefSeq, a predicted model, not a curated record
CUUGAACGCAAAGGAAGCUUCAUUGGAAUAAGAAUGCUCGACAAUUCUGCCCCCUCUCCGCAUCUACUGGACCUUCCAAAUUAACUCAACCCCCUCUUUCUCUCUCACUCCAAAUUAAUUAUACCUUAUAGUAUUAUAUAUGUAUAUAUAAAAAUAAUAAGCUAUAGUCUAAUGGAAGCAAGCACUCCCCCAUGUCAAGCUUCCGUAGCAGUAUUUCUUAUGCAUGCUUAGCACCUUCAAGCUGUCAAACCCUCAAAAGUCCAACUUCUUCUUCUUCUAAAACCCCAUUAUUGUUUGUCUUCAAAUUUUCCUUCUUCAAAAAACCCUCUCUCUCUCUCUCUCUCUAUCCAUGCAAUCAUUCAUAUCUCUCUCUACUUUAUCUCACCCAUCAUCAUGGCCAUGAUCAUCAGAUUCCAACAUCCACUAAGCUUCAUUCUUUGGCUCUUCCUCUUCUUGGUACUCUUUCAAUAUGUCUGGUUUGGUUCCAAAUCCAACAAUGAUAACAACGCCGUCUUCACCAACAACCAACUUCAGUUCUCUCUGUCUAGAAAUAGAAGAAUCUUAACAACUGGCCGAGGAUUUGACUUCACCCCGUUUCUCCACCACCACCAUCGUGGUCAUCAUCGGCGCCACCACCACCGGAGUCGCGUGCCGGAGUCAAAGGAAACCGAGAUUGAUCCACGUUAUGGUGUUGAGAAACGCCUUGUUCCAACGGGUCCAAACCCAUUGCACCAUUAAUGAGGUUCACAUACUUUGUUUUUUCAAUUUUUCACCGUGACAUAAUGUAAUUUUGUGUAUUCAUAAAAGGAGAAUUUGUCUAGCUCUAGUUAAAAAAAAAAUUGUUAUAUAUACAUAUAAUUCCUCUCUUUAUAAACUAAUAAGUUAUUAUUACUAUUAUUCA